Cylas formicarius (sweet potato weevil) is the source of this 1702-nucleotide messenger RNA. RefSeq lists its product as uncharacterized. The record is from RefSeq and is a predicted model, not a curated record. NCBI's taxonomy places the organism in Eukaryota, Metazoa, Arthropoda, Insecta, Coleoptera, Brentidae. The transcript is spliced from 6 exons. Bases 326 to 1594 code for a protein of 422 amino acids.
GUUUUAAACGCAUAUUUGUUGCACGUCUACCGCAUAAAUUUUUUAUAAAUUGUUCAGUUUCUUUACAUAAGGUCUCCGGUGUUCUGGUCCAAAGAAUUCAUCUAUUGAAAUUCGUUCACCUGUGCAGGACACAAUUUAUUUUGUAACCCCUCCAUGGUUAAUUCCGUUAUUUACAAAAGUUUACUGACAUUUUCAGUUUUAUUUUACGAUUUUCGUUUGAUGGUCCCGAUACGUAUUUAAUUUACUACCUCUGCUGUAUGACCACAACAAGCACUAAUAAUAUAUCAUUCGCCAUUUGCGAUCUAUCCAUCAACUCUGUACGAAAAUGUCGCAAUCAAUAUGGUUUUUCGCAAUUUUGAUGUCAAAAUUGAUCGCUACUCAGGAAUAUGAGCCCAUUGAUGAUAUUCCAAUUGAAAGUUACGAUCAAGCGGCUCGACAGGAAAACGAUAUGGAUCUGGAACUACUGCCUAGACAGCACAGAUCUUUUUCGGACACGGAAGACCCAAAAGAUAAUUUUUUUAGAUCGAUGAGGUCUUUCGACGACAUUGAGGACGUACGACCGUUUGCUCCUUACGACAAUAUUCCUAGACCAAAUGGUAUUACACCGAUCUACACUGAAUUGUCAUCAGAGGACCAGGUUCUUAACAGCAGGCAAAAAAGGCAUGCGCAAGAAAACGAGUCCGUAAAAGAUAUAUUAAUCACGUUAGGUAAACCAUUGGAAGUUGCCCCCUUGUCUUCGGCUAAUUCCACCGCUAGGGAGGGUAAUGUUGAAAUAGCAGCAAAACGUAAUCUAUCGAUUAACGAUUUUAUAAGAUUCCGGCGAUCUGUCAAAGAGACAAACUACGGAUUUAGCCAGCCAAAGCCAGAAAAAAUGAUGAUGGACGACCCUGACGACGAGAUAAACAGAGAAACGAGAGGUGCUACCAAUGAGCACUGGAUAAAACAGCCCUAUCCAGUGAGAAAAACCGAUGAAUUGGCGUUCGAAGACAAUAUGCCCUCUUCGAGUGAAAAUAUCCGAUUUCCUAGGGUGCACUUGGAUAAAAAUGGGGCCGAAGAUGGAAGUCCUGAUUUUAGACAUAAUCAACGGGAGGCCAGAUCACGGGGUUUAAAUAAAGAUGGACCUAGAGAUGUUGACUAUUAUCAAUCCAGACCAAAUAGACCGUUAUAUCCCGAGCGGCCAUAUUACAGAGAUGAACGUUAUCACAGAUACGACAAUCGAGAUAGAGACGUUUAUCGGCCAAGAUACGAGCAUUAUGAAAGACCGAGAAGUUAUUACCCUUCAACUCCUCAAAAACCCCAAAAACGUAUAAUUUACUACGCCACCCUUCCCGAAAUCCCUCGUUCCAGUCCCAACUCAGAAAUACGCGACAGAUAUCAUUACGAUAGGUAUGAUGAUAGAUAUUCCGACCCGUAUAGAAUUAGAAAGGGGCCUCUUAAAUCGUCGAACUAUGAAGAUGGUAAAACCCCGUAUCCCGUCAAAGUUUCGACCGAUGUCAAUGUCCGGGAAGUUAAAAAGAACCCUGAAAGGAUUUAUUCCGAAGUAGAUAGAACCAGAUAUGCAUACAACACCCCUUAUCAAGCAACCGUAGGUUAGAGAGCUGUUCCUUGUUUUUAAAUCACUGCCCAGCUUAAACUUUCCUUAGCCGGGACUUUUUCGCCCAACGUUGGGAACAUUUUUAGCGAUACGACUUUUUUUAUACGG